This is a messenger RNA of Amaranthus tricolor (Joseph's coat), 1335 nucleotides long. RefSeq names its product vesicle-associated protein 2-1. The record is from RefSeq and is a predicted model, not a curated record. Gene Ontology annotation, cellular component: endoplasmic reticulum membrane; plasma membrane. The transcript is spliced from 9 exons. NCBI's taxonomy places the organism in Eukaryota, Viridiplantae, Streptophyta, Magnoliopsida, Caryophyllales, Amaranthaceae. Gene Ontology annotation, biological process: endoplasmic reticulum membrane organization. Bases 236 to 940 code for a protein of 234 amino acids.
CUUUCUCUUUCAUCCCAUUUUCUUCAAACCAAGCUAAAAUCUCUCUCCUCCUCCUUUCUUUCUCUUUCUCUCUCUUCACAACUAGAAAUACUUGCUAACAAUUUUGAAAAUUUUAGGGGGAAGACAACCUAUUUUUAGUUUUUCUCCUUUUCUCGUUCUUGCCAUUUCGAUCCGCCAUUUUCGUACCUCCUCUCUUCGCAAUCUUAAUAUCGGUUUUGAUAGUGUUUGAAGAUUGAUGGUGGCUACAAUCAUGAAUGUUGCUAAACAGUUGAUCUCUAUUCAUCCGGAGGAGCUCAAAUUUCUAUUUGAGCUGGAGAAGCAAAGCUUCUGUGACCUCAAAGUUACCAACAACACUGACCAGAAUGUUGCUUUUAAGGUCAAGACCACUUCUCCCAAGAAGUACUAUGUACGACCCAACACUGGUGUUUUACACCCUUGGGACUCAUGUGUCAUUAGAGUCACUCUUCAGGCUCAACAGGAAUAUCCUCCAGAUAUGCAGUGCAAGGAUAAGUUUCUUCUGCAAAGCACAAUUGUGUCUCCUAAUAGUGAUGUCGAUGAUCUUCCACAAGAUGCUUUUACCAAGGACAGUGGAAGGACAAUUGAAGAAUGUAAACUCAAGGUUGUUUAUGCCUCUCCCAACACAGCUCAGGCUACUACAGAUGAGGACUCUACCAAUAAGUCCGGCAGAGGCCUAAACGCUCAGAGCAAUUCAACAGUUGACGAUAAACAGAUUUUACAGCGCGUGAAAGAGGAAAGAGAUGCAGCUGUUCGACAAACGCAACAACUCCAACAAGAAUUGGAACUAUGGAGGAGACGUAGGCAACGCAGAAACAACUCCGGCUUUACAUGCAAGUUUGCUCUCGUUGUGGCAACUAUUGGUAUUAUGCUCGGCAUCCUGUUAAAACUUUCUUUGUCUUCAACGCCUUCGCCUAUAGAGUAGAUUACCUUCAUCAGUGCAGAAGAAAAGUUUUACUUUUUGCAUCUUUAGUUUUAAACCAUUGGUCUCCAUCUUAUUUCAGGGUGGCUCUUAAUUUCUGUAUAUUAUCAUUAAAAUUUGUUUCUGCUGUUUUCGUCCCUUUUUUUCUGUUUCAAAAUCUUUAUCACCUCUUGUGCUUUGUCUCCCUCUAUUUCCUAUAGUGCAGAGUUUUCUUCUUAUGUAUAUGAUUAUUACAAAUGACUUCACUUAUUUAUGUGCAUUUGCUAUCAAUGAAUCAACUUUUCUUCAUUUAUAUAAGGGCAAGAUGGUAUAUAUUUAGCCCUUUCAAAUAAUGUCCUAGAAAACUCAAAUUUCCAAAAUAUAGUAGUCACAUCCAUUUUAUCCAAAUAUAGUUCACA